AUGAUGACAGGCCAAAAUACAAGACUGUUCGGAUAUUUUCUGAUCAUAGCUUGAGUGUUUUCAGAUCAAAUUUUCUCGAUAUGGAUUUCGAUGAACUAUAUGAUUGCGUUGAUGUAAAUGAGUGCUUUCGAAUAUUUUUAGAUAAAGUGCAAUCUCUAAUGAGAGAGUGUUUUCCUUUCAGAAAGAUAGCAUGUCGAGGAAAUGUUGAUAAACGAUGGAUCACUGAUGAGAUCAAAAUGGCUAGCGUAAGAUUGAAAGAUAUAUACUGGUUACAUGCUAAUAUCAGAUCGUCUGAUUCACUCGAAAUGUACAGGAGAGCCAAAGUAGAUUAUAAUUUGUUGCUUCGUAGAAGCAAAUGUCAGUACUAUAGCGGAUAUAUAAAGUAUGGAUAAAUUACCUAGUCACCACUCUUACAAUACACGGAACGUAGAAGUUUUAACUCUUCCUAAACACAAAACAGCAAGAUAUGAACGUUCACCCACUUAUCAGGGCAUAAAAAUCUAUAAUAAAUUACCAGCUUGUUUCAAAUCCUUAAGUUUAAUCCGUUUCAAGAAA
This is a messenger RNA of Coccinella septempunctata (seven-spotted ladybird), 555 nucleotides long. RefSeq lists its product as uncharacterized. The transcript has 3 exons. The record is from RefSeq and is a predicted model, not a curated record. NCBI's taxonomy places the organism in Eukaryota, Metazoa, Arthropoda, Insecta, Coleoptera, Coccinellidae. The coding region runs from base 81 to 392 and encodes 103 amino acids.